Molecule: messenger RNA, 1131 nt
Organism: Drosophila bipectinata
Lineage: Eukaryota; Metazoa; Arthropoda; Insecta; Diptera; Drosophilidae
Product: L-asparaginase-like protein GF11609
Biological process (GO): protein deglycosylation
Cellular component (GO): lysosome; cytoplasm
Molecular function (GO): N4-(beta-N-acetylglucosaminyl)-L-asparaginase activity; asparaginase activity; beta-aspartyl-peptidase activity
Source: RefSeq, a predicted model, not a curated record
AUGUACUCACCACUUUGUCUGCUGAUCCUUCAGCUACUCCUCCUGAGACAUUAUGGCCUCGGACGACAUCUCAAACACAAACAGUCCCAGAAGAUACAUUCCGUUCUGGUCAGCACCUGGAACUACACGGACGCCAAUCUCCAGGCCUGGAGCGUUCUCAAACAGGGUCCACGACGGACCCGCCAGGCGGUGAUCCAGGGCUGCAUGGCUUGCCAAAGUCCGCGCUGCGGCCGCCUUUUGGGCGGACACUAUGGCCCGGAUGAGCGGGGCACUCUUAGCCUGGAAGCUGCCAUCAUGGAUGGAAGAAAUCAGGAAUUUGGAGCUGUGGCCGGAAUGGAGGGUAUCCGGAACGCCAUUCUCGUGGCGGACGCUGUACUCCGAAACACCCACCACAAUCUCUUGGUGGGUCGAGGCGCCAGCGACUUUGCCCGGUCCAUGGGCUACAAAGUGGAGCACGCUCCUAAUCACAACACCAAUAAAGUCGUAGGCAGCUGGAAUCUUGGCAGCUGUCAGCCGAACUUCUGGCGCGACGUCCACCCUCCGCCCAGAACCCAGUGCGGGCCCUACACCCCCCUGCCGGAGCACCUUCUCCAGCGUCCGAUGCGGCAGGAGUACCCCAUCACUCAGGGCGAUCACGAUCAGGUAGCCUUCCUGGCUCUGGACUCCGAGGGCCUCUUCCACGUGGCCAGUCACUCGAGUGGCGCCCGUUUCCGGAUCCGGGGAAGGGUUGGGGACUCGGCAGUGCCGGGAGCCGGCAUCUAUGCUGACAACGAGGUAGGCGGGGCGGUAGCCAGCGGGGACGGAGAUGUCCUAAUGCGCCACCUGCCCGCCUUCCUCGCCGUAGAGGCCAUGAGAGCAGGCCGGAGUCCGGCCCAGUCAGCCGCAAACGUGAUCCAAAGAGUCCUUAAGUACAACACAGAGUUCAAUGGAGCCGUAAUUGUGGUCAAUCGGUGGGGCACUUACGCCGCCGCCUGCGCCGGCCUAGAUGAGUUCAACUUUGUGGUAAGCGGUGGCAAGGGCUUCCUUAGCAUGGCCAGGUUGGAGCGGGUGAAGUGCCAGGAGCGAAACGACGUGGUGGAUGGAGGACCAAAGGGAUUCUUCACAAGGAAACCCAUUAAAAAAGGAUAUUAA